Messenger RNA from Salmo salar (Atlantic salmon), 3525 nucleotides. Its product is annotated as T-box transcription factor TBX4. Gene Ontology annotation, biological process: cell fate specification; positive regulation of DNA-templated transcription; angiogenesis. Gene Ontology annotation, molecular function: RNA polymerase II cis-regulatory region sequence-specific DNA binding; DNA-binding transcription factor activity, RNA polymerase II-specific. The record is from RefSeq and is a predicted model, not a curated record. NCBI's taxonomy places the organism in Eukaryota, Metazoa, Chordata, Actinopteri, Salmoniformes, Salmonidae. Gene Ontology annotation, cellular component: chromatin; nucleus.
GCUCCAGAGGACCAGUGCAUCGCGCUGUAAGGUAUUCUCGUCGUUAGAGAAGCGACGUCAGGUCUGCGUGGAAGAGAGGGAAGGGAGAGGGGGGAACGAGUCAAAUAAUUCACUCAUCCCGGUGUUUUAACAAUUCAAGGGAUUGAGCAAAUUCUUUUUUGUGUUUCCAAGAAAACAUCACACACCAAGUGCGAUCUCUCUAGCUCAAAGCGCACUGCACACGCGCAGAGUAGGCAACAGUCAGUUCACGAGAGUUGAAUCACACCAAGUCAGGGUUAACACGGGCGCUCACGCGUGUCCGGGAGUUUACUCGAGAACCGUUAUGCCGGAGAAAGAUAAGCAAGUCUAUUAAGAUGAGAUGCUGGACGACUUUCCCUAACUACGUCCCAAUGGAACGUAACUUCCUGCUAUUUCCUUGGUGAAGACAGAAAAGUGAAAUAAAUGGAUUCAAGCUCAUAAUAUUUCAUGAGAGAUGCUCCAGGAGAAGGCCUCAGCUGUGACGGAUGACAGUGUGACUGGGGUCCAGCCUGGAGGGCCCCCAGACCUAAGCCCUGACUCCGCUCACCUGGGCCUGCCUACAACUCCCAGCAUCCCCCAGGGCAAUGAGCCAGACCAGAAUAUUGAGAACAUCAAGGUUGUUCUUCAUGAGAGGGAGCUGUGGAAGAAGUUCCAUGAGGCGGGAACAGAGAUGAUCAUAACGAAAGCAGGCAGGAGGAUGUUCCCCAGCUACAAGGUGAAAGUGACAGGUAUGAACCCCAAAACCAAGUACAUCCUCCUCACAGACAUCGUCCCUGCCGACGACCAUCGCUACAAGUUCUGCGACAACAAGUGGAUGGUGGCAGGCAAGGCAGAGCCGGCCAUGCCAGGGAGGCUCUAUGUCCAUCCAGACUCCCCUGCUACAGGAGCCCACUGGAUGAGGCAGAUGGUGUCCUUCCAGAAGCUAAAGCUCACCAACAACCACCUGGACCCCUUUGGGCAUAUCAUCCUGAACUCGAUGCACAAGUACCAGCCUCGGCUCCACAUCGUCAAGGCCGACGAGAACAACGCCUUUGGGUCUAAGAACACAGCCUACUGCACUCACGUGUUUCAUGAGACAGCCUUCAUCUCCGUCACCUCCUACCAGAACCAUAAGAUAACUCAGCUAAAGAUCGAGAACAAUCCGUUUGCCAAGGGUUUCCGUGGCAGCGAUGAAGGGGACCUGCGUGUCUCCAGACUCCAGGGAAAAGACUACCCAGUGAUUUCUAAGAACAUGGUUCGCCAGAGGCUCCUAUCCUCACACGGUCACCUGACGGGGAAGCUGGGAGCUGGGGUACACCUGUCGGGGCACCCCCAGGUCCUGUCCCACUACCAGUAUGAGGGUGGGGUGCCCCUGGGGAACUCAGACCACCAGGAACACAUCUCCAAUUCCUUCCCUUCCAGCCGAGAGCCCAGCCUGCUCUACCACUGCUUUAAACACAGAGAUAACACCAGGCACUUGGAACUGGGUUGUAAACGGCCGUAUCUGGACACGGCUCCUCCAGCAGUCUCGGAGGAACACUACUUCCGUUCUCCUCCCUCCUAUGAGCCGCCACUGUUGUCCCACCCCUACUGCGGUGAGGCCAUAAGCUCCAGGGAGGCCUGUAUGUACGGAGGGAUGGAGGGAGAGAACGGCCAAGGGGCUGUGGGGGCUGACGACCUGGUUCCCCCCUCUCUGAACUGCAACGUGUGGGCGUCGGUGCAGCCUUACCCCCGGUACAGUGUGCAGACAGUGGAGGCUGUCCCCUACCAGCCCUUCACUGCUCACUUCACCAGUACUGCCACCGCCACCUCCGUGGUGCCCCACCACACCCCCUCUGGUCCCUCACGCCCCCAGCCCGACAUAGGAGUCUACAGUCCAGCCACGGCACAGCGUGGCCUGGCCGUCAUCCCCUCGUCAUCCUCCGCCUCGUCUUCUUCUCCACCGGUUCCUGGUUCCAGGGAUAGUAGGCCGCUGGUCUAUCCUCCUCUGUACCACAGGAAGCCUGGGCCUGGGUCUCCUCUCCUGCCUCACAGGGAGUUCUCGGCCUUCCCAACACAGAGUGCCCCCUCAUCCAUCCGGGACCCGUCCUACCAGUACCAGAUGGGGCAGAGCAGUGUAGGGGCCCACUGGAAUGAUAGCUAGGGCUAUGGGGUGCUGUGUGGCUCCUGAGGCAGCAGCGAUGUCCACCCACCCGUUCGGUCCAGAAUCAACCAGACUCCCCCUAGCCAGCCAGCCAACUUUGAACUGCCUGUGAGGCAUCUGAAGUGAGAUUAUGUUGAAAUACAGCCAUGAUGACCUUUCCAAGUUGCACAGUGGAAGCUAUAGUAGUUUAGCAUGAAGAGAAGCAAAUCAGAGUGGCCAAACUCCAAUAGAAGCCUACAUCUGCCCAAAAGCUCUGCACCUUCAGACCCAUGUUAUCCUGACUGGAGGAGCAUCAGGACUGUGAUGAUGAUGAUGAGUAUUCCAGAGGAAGAACCCCUCCUAUAGCGUGCCAUAUAAUGGCUUUAAAAAAUGAUCAAUGUCAAACAGUGUCAAAAGGAGAUGUGUUCAGCAAAGUGAAGAGUAUCCAUUAUGCCUUUGAUGUGUUUGAAGUAGUGUGUUUAGGAUUAAGAUGGACACGUAUGUACCAGUAAUGAAUUGAUUAAACUUUCUAAGAAAAACAUUUAAAUGCAAAACUUUAUCAUAUUAUUAUCAGCAAACGACGCAGUGGGACAUGGAUGUGUAUGUGCGAAGAGAUUGAAGUAACAGUCCAAAUGUUUUGUUGAGACCUUGAGUAAAGCCUUCAUUUAAUUUGCCUUCUCUGCUUGUGUUGAGAAACUUUGCCAGUUAGAAAUCUGUUGAACUUUUAAACAUGGGCUGCAGGUCAACUACACAACAAGCCCACACAUGCAGUCCAUUUGAGCAGAGCUCAAGUGUUUGUAGGUCUAGAUCUCACCUUCAGCCAUAAGCCUCUGCUAGCUAUGUUGUAAGCUAGCGUGACACCACUUAGCAUGAAGCCAAACAUCCGCUAGGCUAACAGCCCUUAGUUAGCGUUAGCCCAUGUCUUUGAACCACAAUAGGGUAGUAAACGCUUAGCACUUUGGCUACAAACCCGAGGUCCGUUCCAAAGCAGCGUUCCCGCCUGUUGAAGUGGGACUUCGGAGAAGGUCCCUGGCCAACCAGAUGGGAGCUUAAGGAAUCGCUGUUAAGUCAACGCUAGUGUAGAACACAGAGCUCCGCACAAAUCCCAGCCCCAAAUGACUGAGUUGGAAAAAUCCUUACAAGACUGCAAAUGUAAAACAGCCCGAGCGGGGCGGGCGAGGCGCCACAUUGUGAAGUCAAGCUGAGCUGAACUGAAGCAGGGACGACCGUGUAACAUUCGGCAAGGCCUGGCCUGUCUGACCUUGACAAGUAGGAAUGGAUAAUAAUAGAACAAUAUGGUGGUCUAUUACCUAGCAGACCCACGUUAUCCCUUAAUUUCUUUUUGAUAUUCAAUAUAACUUCUUUUUUUUGCACACCUGAUGAAAUAAAUAUUUGUAUGCCUCCCA